AAACGUGUCCCUCGCUUUAAUCUGCAAACUAAAGCGAUCUAAUCGGAUUUGAGCUGUCUUAAUUUGACAAACAAACUUUGGCUAUCUAAUGGCUUGGCCACGCUUGUCUAUGCUUUCACAAUAGUUCAUCUACGUAUUUACGACUUUUAUCAAACAGAUAAGGUUGAAGUGAGAUUUCCUGAAAAGCCAAUGCAAUUAUUGCCCCUGGCACCGGAAGCCGUAAGAACAUGUCAUGGCUUACGGCAAGAGGACUGACACAAGCCAAUACCAUUUGACAGCAUGAAAAAGAAACUUCAAAAAUAGAUAAAUAUAUACAAAGCUUUUGGCAUAUCACGUCCAAAGAACAUGUCUAGAAAAUUAACCCAAAUUGAAAAACAAAUUAAUAGAAUUUACCCCCGUUUCACCGCUCGCUCCAAUUCAAAUUAAUUUGCAAAGAGUUAUCAGCAUUCAAAAUGUUUUUCUAUCUUAUUUCAGGUAGGCGUGUCUAAGAGUUGACGCACACUAGAUGCUAAUUACAGCACUGUUUGUCUUCUUCCGCAUGCCAAAUGACAACAACAAAAAAUAAUUUAACUUUCUAGUUUAAUGAGAACAAAUGAUCUAGUUUUCAUCGCUGAUACACUACUCUAAGGAAAAGAUACCUCACUCAAAAAGCAACCUCUCGAAGCUCACUACAAGUGAAGGGAAUUUUUACCAUCGAUCUGUCACGGCUGUCAAGUAUUCAAAGCUCUCACUUAAAAAGCACUUUGGGCUAUCAAGACUUUCCUAAGCCAUGGAAAACCCUUUUGACUCUAUCUGAUAACAUUCUUGCCACUCUUCUGUAUGCACGAUAGCCAUUCGGCUGCUUAUUCGAAAACUAAUAACUUUUAUGGUGGUUUAACGAUAAAGUAGAAAAAACGAGAAACGCAAUUUGACCUUAUAUAGAAAAGGUCCUUUUAAAACCCUAAAGCAGUUUGAUGAAAAAGCUAACGAUUUAAUUAGGAGAUAAGAUUUCGCAUCGUUUUGGUAACAAGCUGAUGGGGUAUUUUGUGAUACAAGGCUUUUUGAGUGCUUGUCAAUUACGAAGGGAUUAGAGAAAAGCAUUGUUGACUCUUGUUUGCUUCUAAAUUUCUAUUGACGAAUCUACUGCCUUUUGUAGCCUGACAUUGAAGAUAAGUACAUAAGCUUUUGUGUAAUUCGAAUAAGAUCUUUGCAUUCCAAAAGAGCGGUAAUAUGAGCGACAAAAACGCAACCAACAAAAAAUGGGGCGUGCGUGCUUUCUGAUUCUUUUAUACGGGAAAAGAAAAUAAUAUUUUGAUGAUUAUGAUUAACUAUAUAUGUCCUUUAGCUAAUGUAGACCAUUCAAAAAUUCAUAUUAAUAUAUUCUAGGUAAUAUUUUUUUCGUUCUAUCACUGAUCUAAUUGUGUGAAGUGCGCUAUUUUUCCUUUAUUCUUUCUCCCCCCACACGAAGAAAAAUGCGACAACUUUUUUGCGGUGUCGCAAGAGGAGGGAAAGUGUUCCACUUAUGCUGUCGAGAAGAUUAUCCUGUAGAGCCAGGUUGUGGGCUUUUCUCUCGAUCCUUCCGAGAGGAUGUGAAGUUGUGCGAAAACUAUGAAGAAUAGUUAAUCUUACUGCAAUCUUUAAUGCGUCAAUCCUUCUUCUGAAUUUGAGGGUGAUUUUAAGAGGAGCCAAAUAAUGCUCGAGAUAUAGUGCCGGUAAAGGUUACACGGAGAAGCACGACUCUGUACUACAACAUGCUCGUGCCGUCCCCUCAACCCCACAAGCGAGGAAAACGGCGUACUUUGCCGUACCCUCGACCCAAGGAAAACGGCGUAUUUUGUCGUCCUCUCAACUCCGUACUUUGCCGUUUCCUCAACCCCACAGGCGAGAAAAAAAGUGUAGUUUUCCGUCCCUUCAACCCCAGAGGCGAGGAAAGCAGCUUACUUUGCCUCUCCUUCUCAGAUGUGGUUCAGUGAGGUAAAGUGAGAUCAAGAGGUAAGAUAGGACAGGUCAGUUGAAAGUUCUGGGAUGUCUGUGCGAAAUUUCCCAGAAACCCUUGCGCGUUUACGCUCAGUCGAGGCAGGCUGGAAGUAUCGCCAAAGUGAAAAGAGAACAUCUUUCAAAGCGAGCCCCGGGGCGGCUUUGAGAAUCGGCAUUUCUUUUGCACUAUUCUCACCCCAUGUCGUCGUUAACCCUAUCUACUGAUGAUACUAAGCUAAGUCAUAAAUUCAGCGAUGACGAGGUGGACUCGGAGGAAUCGCUUGACCCAAGGGUUAAGGGAGAGCUGGAGCGCCUCAACUCGGCUACAACAGAAAUCAACUGCUUGGAAAAAGCGCUGGAGGAGAUGCAUGCUCUGUUUAGACAGACUUUAACCGAGUCAGCGUUUGUAUUAAAGUCUCAUGCAAACAGAUAUGGCAAGUCUAUCAAUCAGUCACGCCCCUACUACGAAGCACUGGAAAGAUCAAAAAAGGCCCAGAUUGCCACACAGAAAGCAGCUUUGAAGUAUGAACGGGCUUGCUGCACCCACCAAGCUGCAAAAGAAAUGGUAGCACGUGCUGAAGAGAAAUUGGUGUCAACUUCCAAAGAGCACAAAGUCCUUGAUCCUACUUGGCAAGAUAUGCUAAACAAAGCAGUAAUGAAGGUGAUGGAAUCUGAGCAGGAAAAGUGUCAUGCAGAGAAGGAACAUUUGGAGACAGCACAUUUGUUCACAAAAGCAGGGAAGGAGUUACAAGACCUUAAGACCAAGCUAAAGACGGCCAUAAACAAGUCCAGGGUGUAUUUUGAUUUGAAGACAAAGUACAUGGACCAACUGGAGGCUCACAAGAAGGAAGUCAUAUCCUUGCAAGGAAAACUCAAAGUUGCAAAAAAGGACUAUUCUAUGUCUCUCAGAAAACUGGAAGGAAUAAGUGAUGAAAUUCACGAGGUUCGGCAAAGUCGAAUUAGUCUAUGUCUGCCCAGUAGAGAGUCUGGUGUUGGUGCCGAAUGUCCUGGUCACCAAGCACCAUCAGAAGGAAGGACAGCGAGGGACUGGGACGAGGAUGGAAUGAUGGUUUUGCCAGAUGGCAGGUGUGAUGACUCAGAUAAAUCAACAACAGAUAGCACAAGGGGUGAUACCAGUGAAUCAAUACCAGAUGCUGUGUGCAAUGAUACCAGUAAACCAAUACCAGAUGGUGUGUGCAAUGAUACCAGUAAAUCAAUACCAGAUGCUGUGUGCAAUGAUACCAGUAAAUCAAUACCAGAUGCUGUGUGUGAUGAUACCAGUAAAUCAAUUCCAGAUCCGGUGUGUGACAAUUUGGAUGAAUCACCCAAAAUUAGCACAAUGGAUAGAGCAAGCGAUGUUUCGCCGGCUAGCGGUGCAUGUAAUGACACAGCUGAAUCAGCAUUAGAUGCUGUUUGUGGUGAUUUAGGGGAGUUACCAAGUGAAGGUACAAUUGAUGAUUUCAGUGAAUCAACAUAACGUGCAUGUUGAUCUCACUCAGAGAUGGCACUAGGAUGGAAGCCAGCCAAGAAACUCCACCUAGUGUUAUGUGCGGUGAUAGCAGUUAAUCAACACCACCUCAUUUCACCCCUACAGGCCAUGUGAUGAUUAAUCAACGGAAAGACAAUCAGACGGUCACAUAAUAUUAUAAUGAAAUCCUUUGUAGAAAACGAAAUUACGAGACUGGAGAAUAGUGCCAAUCACAUGAUAGAUGUUGCCAUGGAAACAUGGUUAGCCUUCAAGUGUACCCUUGGAACAGAACUGACUGUUCAGUGUUCCGGCUUCAAGAUACCCGUGAACUCUGCAAUGGAAUGCAUCAGGAUGAUCUUCCGUAAACAUUGCAUAUCUCAGUGGAAUUGCAUAACUGCUAUGGUUUAUAGAUGUAUCCUUUUACUUAGAUAAAACAUUGGCAAUCUAGCAGUA
Messenger RNA from Nematostella vectensis (starlet sea anemone), 3877 nucleotides. Its product is annotated as SH3 domain-binding protein 5-like. Gene Ontology annotation, cellular component: cytoplasm. Gene Ontology annotation, molecular function: protein kinase inhibitor activity. NCBI's taxonomy places the organism in Eukaryota, Metazoa, Cnidaria, Anthozoa, Actiniaria, Edwardsiidae. The coding region runs from base 2156 to 3433 and encodes 425 amino acids. The transcript has 7 exons. The record is from RefSeq and is a predicted model, not a curated record. Gene Ontology annotation, biological process: intracellular signal transduction; negative regulation of protein tyrosine kinase activity.